GGGAUUGAAAUCCAAAACCCUAAACUAACUCCAAUCCACACUUGCCGGCAUGGCCCUCAAGCGCUCGGCCGCCGCCGCCAGCCUGGGGUCGGCGUCCGACGCCUCCGACGGCGAAGCGGGCGCGGCCCGCAACAGCCACCGCCGCCGAGUCUCCCCGUCCCGCUCCCGAUCCGAGUCCCCUCGGCCCAACCUCGGCCCUAGCGCCGCCGCUUCCGACACCAACCGUGAGCGUUCCCCCCGCGACCACCUCGACUCCGAUGCGGACUCCGACGCCGACGCCGGCGCCGGCGCCGGCCGCGGCGCCCGUUCCUCGAGGCUUCUCGGCGAACGUUCCCCGAGCUUCCACUCCAACUCGGACGCUGACGUCGCCGGGCGCUCUCCGUCGCCGAGGCGCAACCGCGAGCGCACCCUUCACCUCCACUCUGACUCCGACUCCGACAACUCCACCACGGCCGCGGCCGCCGCCUCCGAUGACGCCGGCGACGCCUCGCCUUUGGCUAUUGCGCACCGUGCCUCGCACAUCGGGACCUCCAACGUCAAACCCGUCAGCACGCGCCCGAUGGAUGUGCCCUCGCGCGCCGCCGCGGGAUCUUCCCAACGUCGUUCCAAGCGCCGCCCCAGCCCCCACUCCCCGGAGCACCAGAAGCGGCCGCCCCGGGUUUGGAGUCCUGAAGACGAGGUGACCAUACUGAGUGCUCUCAUUGAGUUCCGUGCCAAAAAAGGUCGGCUUCCUGCGUCCAUUCAGGACACGAGCAAGGUACACAGCCAGAUUAUUCAUCAACUCACUGCUAAUGCUUCUACGGCUCAGCUUAGUGAUAAGGUCAGGCGCCUCAAGCACAAGUACAAGUUGCUGCUCACUCGUUCAAAGAAUGGACGGGAUCCUGAUUUGCCAACCAAACAUGAUCGCGAUGUCUAUCAACUUAGCAAGAAAGUUUGGGGAUUGAAAAGUCUACUACUAGUACGAGGAUCUCGUGUGUCACACGAGGACACUGAAGAUGCAGAAGAGAGCAAUGAAGAGCAGGAGAUAGAGGAGAGUGAUGAGGAUAUAGAAAAUGGAUGGGGACUCCGUGGUCGCACAGGCAAGAAACCAAGGGCAUUGACAUUUGAAAAUGGCAAUGGUAAUGCAAUUGUCACUGCAGGUAGGGCUUGCCAUGGUGAUGGCAGUGGGAGAGAUGAUGCUGAGAAGGGAAAACAAAUGUACCCAUACCUGUGGGAGGCUGUUGAGGAGCUUUCGAAGGAGCAUCCGAGUGGACCUAUAUUCAGGAAGGCAUUUGGUGUACUUGAAAAAUCAAAGGCAGGAGCGGUGGAGGAGAAGCUCAGGAAGUUCAGAAUGUUAGAGAUCAGGCAGCAGCUGCGUCGGAUGGACCUGAUGAAGGAGACAGUGGGGUUGGUGCUUGAUGCUCUGGAGGGUGCAUAUUGAUGUGCUGGUGGUUUUGGAUUGUGUCCGGUAUUGGUAAGGUGUUGCUCAAAAAGGGCGACCUAAGUCUUCCAGUUGCCUGGAAUUGCAGUGUUAUGGACAUAUGGUUGGGUGUGUCUAAUUUUGUUGUGAAGGAUAUGAUAUGUCUUUGACCCCAACUAGACCUAGAUCAAGGAGUUAUGACGGCUGCUUGUUGUCGUUCCUGAAAUAUUUAUGCUCUAUGUGCUUAGGUGCUAACUUAUGUCUAUUUGUCAUGCCAUCCCUAUGUUUCUGCUUAAUGUUAGUUACUUCAUUGGCUUAAUUAUCUGUUUCUAUUUUCCAUUUACUGCAUCUGUAAAUAUGAACAU
Molecule: messenger RNA, 1764 nt
Organism: Zea mays
Lineage: Eukaryota; Viridiplantae; Streptophyta; Magnoliopsida; Poales; Poaceae
Biological process (GO): regulation of DNA-templated transcription
Cellular component (GO): nucleus
Source: RefSeq, marked validated